Messenger RNA from Closterium sp. NIES-65, 1773 nucleotides. NCBI's taxonomy places the organism in Eukaryota, Viridiplantae, Streptophyta, Zygnematophyceae, Desmidiales, Closteriaceae. The record is from the annotation of a GenBank genome assembly.
AUGAGCACGGAAACGCUCGAUGCUCCUCCACCAUCUGCUUCCGGUUCUAACGCCGCCAGCCAGAAAAUGCCAGCGAUGGGAUUCGAAGAGCGGCUCAGGCGCAUGUGUGAUCGAGCCAGGCAGAUUGACGAGGCGGCGGGGAAGGGCAUGUCUGACAGCGAGAAGCAGCAAUGCCUGGAGGAGCAGAGGGAGGAGGUCGAAGCUCUGCGGUCCAUUUUUGACUCCGACUUUGAGCCCAUUUGGCUCGCAUCCUCCUCCUCCUCCUCCCCGUCCUCACCCACCUCCUCCUCUGCUCCUGAAGAGGCGGCCGCCUCGAGUUUCACAACCUCGCCGUACAACUGCGUCAUGAUUGACAUCUGCAUCACAAUACCCUCGCCCAUGCUCGUGGUCCCCUCGCCUCCUUCUGCCACUGCUUCCUCUUCCUCGACCUCUUCUUUCAACCCCUCCUCCUCCUCCUCCUCCUCCUCCUCCUCCUCCUCCUCCUCCUCCUCCUCCUCCUCCUCCUCCUCCUCCUCCUCCUCCUCCUCCCCCCAACCCUCCACCACCACCACCACCACCUCUCCCGACUCCCCUCUCCCUCGUCCGUUCCUCAUCUCACAUCUCCCCCCUCUCCGCCUCCUCGCCCUCCUCCCCCACACCUACCCCUCCGCCUCCCCACCCCUCUUCGCCCUCUUCUCCUCCUGGCUCUCCCAUGCCCAGCUGGCGCGCCUCUGCGCCCAGCUGGACGCCACGUGGCAGCAGCAGAGUGGCCUGGUCGUGCUGUACACGUGGGCAGCGUGGCUUGGCGAGGAGACGCUGGGAUGCCUUGGGAUUGACGUAGGAGGAUACUGCAGGGCAGUGUACGAGGGCAUGUCUCUGCAGGACGACCUGGCUCUUCUGAAGCGGUGGAGCAAGGAGAUGGACGACCGGGUGUUCCGAGCAUCCCUCCAUGCGUGCGCCAUCUGCUUCUCUGAGAAGCCCGGGACGGAGUGUGUGCGUGCCGCGUGCACACACGCGUUCUGCACGGCGUGCAUGAGGGCGUUUUCAGAGGCGCACGUGGCUGAGGGCAAUCUGCAGGCGCUCAAGUGCCCUGACACCAAGUGCCGUGCUCCCCUCUCCUACGAUCUCCUGCGCACACUCCUCCCUGCUGACCUUUUCUCUCGCUGGGAGCAGCUCACUCUCCAGCGCACCCUAGACGCCAUGCCAGACAUUGCCUUCUGCCCGCGCUGCUCCCAGCCGGCAGUGGAGGACCCAUCAGACCACCACGCGCUGUGCCCCGGGUGCUUCUUCUCCUUCUGCGGGAUGUGCCGCGAGGGGUUUCACCAAGGCAGGAGCUGCAUCACUCAGGAGCUAGCUCUUAAGUUGAUGAAGCUGCGGAAGCAGGAGCGGGCGCUGGCAGAGGAAGAGCUGAGGAAGCAGAAGGACCUUGAGCAACAAGUACUUAGCCUCAAGCUGGUGGAGGAGUUGAGUGUGCCAUGCCCCGUGUGCAGCACGGCCAUCAGCAGGAGCGAGGGGUGCAACAAGAUGAUCUGUCCCACCUGCAACGCCUUCUUCUGCUACCGCUGCCGCGCGCGCAUCGACGGUUACGACCACUUCACGGAGGGCAAGUGUGUGCUGUUUGAGGCGGCGGAGAUAGAGCUGUGGGAGAUGCAGAUGGCAGCCAUGGGUGGAGCACAGCGCCGCAACCAUCGAGCCGCGCCGGCGCCGGCGCCGCCCAUCGGAGCGGAUGGCAGGCCGCUGCUUGCGAGGCGCUGCCCCAAUUGCCGUCUAUUCAAUUAUAAGGUAAGCAUUUGA